UGCUUGUUUAUGUAAAAAAAUGAAUCAUCUUUUAUCGAAUGGUCUGUUGAUACAAAUAUUAUCGAUUGGUACGAAUAUGAUUAUCAAAUUCUGUGCAUUUGUUUUGUUUCAAAAACAAUGGCGUAUAGCAUUUAUUGAAGCACCUCAUAUUUGUUUAUGUUAUUUUUAUUUAUCUAAAAUUAGUCUAUACAAUUUACGUAUAAUCAAACGAAUACAAAUGAUUCGUCGAUUAAUGUUAAAAUCAUAUUGGAAAUAUUGUAAUGAAAAUCGUUGUAAUUCAACGAUUGGCUAUCGUAUUGACAAUGAUGAACGACAAUCGGAUCAAAUUGUUGUCAAACGAUUUGAUCCAAUACGAUUUUUUGAAUUAACCAAUAUCUAUAAAAAUGAUUUUAUUGUACGAGUUUUUCGUAUUUGGAAUAUGGAUUUUCAUUUCAUUCUAUCGAUUACUGCAUUUGUUAUUAAUUAUGUUGUAUUUAUUGUAUCGACUAAUUGAUUUGAUGGAUGAUAAUAAUAAUGAUGAAUGUCAUUCGAAUAUCCAUUUACUCUACAAAAUUGAAAAUCGAUAACAAUAAUUUAAUCAUCAUCUAAAUGGAUAU
Molecule: messenger RNA, 596 nt
Organism: Dermatophagoides pteronyssinus (European house dust mite)
Lineage: Eukaryota; Metazoa; Arthropoda; Arachnida; Sarcoptiformes; Pyroglyphidae
Source: RefSeq, a predicted model, not a curated record